AUGUCAAUUUUAGUUACUGGUGCCUCGGGCAAAUUUGGUACAAUUUCUAUUAAUUUAUUAUUAGAAAAAGGAGUAGAAAAAAAUAAAAUAAUAGCCCUUGGUAGAGACGAAUCAAAACUUGAACAAUUUAAAGAAAAGGGUAUCCAAACUAGAAAAGCAGAUUAUAACAACUACGAAGAACUAUUGUCAGCUUUUAAAGGUGUAGAAAAACUCUUAUUUGUUUCCUCAAAUGAAGUUGAAAUUCGUACAAAACAACACCAAGAUGUAGUAAAAGCCGCUAAAGAAGCAGGAGUUAAAUAUAUAGCAUAUACAAGUAUGAUAAGAAAAACUGGGGAUGGCUCCUCACCAGUAGCUUUUGUAGAAACCGCCCACAUCGAAACAGAAAAGUUCAUCAAGGAAUCUGGAAUUCCAUAUGCAAUUCUAAAGAAUGCUCUCUAUACUGACACUUUAACAGAAUACUUUUUUGGUCCGGAUACACUUACAAAUGGUAUCUUUUUCCCACUUGAACAAGGCUCCUCAAACUAUGCGACCAGAAGAGAUUUAGCUGAAGCCACUAUUAAUGUAAUUUUAUCAAGUGACCAACAUCAAAAUAAAGAAUAUACUUUAACUGGUAGAGAUUCUCCUACUUUAAACGAUGCUAUCAAAGUGCUCUCUGAAAUUGCCGGUAAAGAAUUGCCCUAUGUUAGUCCAGAUAUUGACACCUACAAAAAAACUGUUGCUGGUUUUGGAACUCCAACACAUUAUAUUAAUUUUUUAGUUGCCUUUGCUCUUGCUAUUAAAGCAGGUGAGUUUUCCACUGACCAAUCUGACCUACCCAAACUUUUAGGUAAAGAACAACAAUCUUUAGAGAACUAUUUAAUCGAAUUUUAUAAAAAAAAUUAA
Dictyostelium purpureum is the source of this 882-nucleotide messenger RNA. RefSeq lists its product as uncharacterized. The record is from RefSeq and is a predicted model, not a curated record. NCBI's taxonomy places the organism in Eukaryota, Evosea, Eumycetozoa, Dictyosteliales, Dictyosteliaceae. The transcript has a single exon. Bases 1 to 882 code for a protein of 293 amino acids.